This is a messenger RNA of Elgaria multicarinata webbii, 5194 nucleotides long. It is a transcript of the gene TRPM1, whose product is annotated as transient receptor potential cation channel subfamily M member 1. The coding region runs from base 17 to 4942 and encodes 1641 amino acids. The record is from RefSeq and is a predicted model, not a curated record. The transcript has 26 exons. Gene Ontology annotation, biological process: metal ion transport; protein tetramerization; monoatomic cation transmembrane transport. Lineage: Eukaryota; Metazoa; Chordata; Lepidosauria; Squamata; Anguidae. Gene Ontology annotation, cellular component: plasma membrane. Gene Ontology annotation, molecular function: calcium channel activity.
CGGCUCCCUCCGGAGGAUGAGCGGCUCCUUCAAACGCACUUCCCUGAAGGGCUCAGCGUCUGGAUCGCAGAAGGGUCAAAAAGCUUGGAUAGAGAAAACCUUUUCCAAGAGAGAGUGCAUCUGCCUAAUUGCCAACAGCAAAGAUGCUACCAGGUGCUGCUGUGGCCAAGUUCUUAUUCAACACAUCCCAAUUCCUCCGAGUAUAACUGCAAACAAGAACGGAGAAGCAGCAGCAAAGCAGGUGGACACCCAGCCUGAGAAAUGGUCCGUCACUAAACACACCCAAGCAUCCCCGACUGAUGCCUAUGGAAAUCUUGAGUUCCAAGGUGGAGGGCAUACUAAUAAGUCCAUGUACAUCCGAGUGUCAUAUGACACAAAGCCGGACGCACUGCUCCACCUCAUGGUGAAAGACUGGCAGCUGGAACUCCCCAAACUCUUAAUAUCCGUCCACGGAGGGCUGCAGAACUUUGAGUUGCAACCCAAACUGAAGCAAGUGUUUGGCAAAGGCCUCAUCAAGGCUGCCAUGACAACUGGUGCUUGGAUCUUCACUGGAGGAGUCAGUACAGGUGUCAUUCGCCAUGUAGGAGAUGCCUUGAAAGAUCAUUCUUCCAAGUCCAGAGGACGUAUCUGUGCCAUAGGAAUUGCCCCGUGGGGCAUUGUGGAAAACAAGGAAGAUCUGAUCGGGAGAGAUGUGACAAGAGUUUAUCAAACCAUGUCAAACCCACUAAGCAAACUCUGUGUGCUCAACAGUUCCCAUACGCACUUUAUCCUUGCCGACAACGGCACCCUCGGCAAAUACGGGGCAGAAGUGAAACUGAGGCGCCAGCUGGAGAAGCACAUCUCACUCCAGAAAAUCAACACACGACUGGGGCAGGGCAUCCCUGUGGUCGGACUGAUAGUCGAAGGGGGUCCCAACGUGAUCUCCAUUGUCUUGGAAUGCCUGCGGGAAGAGCCACCAAUUCCCGUGGUGAUCUGUGAUGGCAGCGGACGAGCCUCCGACAUUUUAUCAUUUGCUCACAAGUACUCUGAAGAAGGAGGCAUCAUCAGCGAGUCUCUGAGGGACCAGCUCCUCGUUACCAUUCAGAAAACUUUUAGCUACAGCCGGAAUCAAGCUCAUCAGCUCUUUGUGAUUCUCAUGGAAUGCAUGAAGAAAAAAGAACUUAUCACUGUGUUCCGCAUGGGAUCAGAGGGGCAGCAAGAUAUUGAGAUGUCUAUCUUAACAGCUCUUCUUAAAGGGACGAAUGCCUCUGCACCAGAUCAGCUGAGCUUAGCGUUGGCCUGGAACCGUGUGGAUAUUGCGCGUAGCCAGAUCUUUGUCUUUGGACAUCACUGGCCGCCAUUGGGAAGCCUUGCAGCGACGGAUGGGUCAGCCCCGGAAAAGGAGAAGAAAUCUCCGGCGCCUCAAACCAAAGGAGCGAGAGGCAAAGGCAAAGGCAAAAAGAAAGGGGGGAAACAGAAGGAAGAACCAGAAGAAGAAACUGAUCCACGGAAAAUUGAGCUACUAAACUGGGUCAAUUCCCUGGAACAAGCCAUGCUGGAUGCUCUGGUACUGGACAGGGUGGACUUCGUCAAGCUCCUGAUCGAAAACGGCGUCAGCAUGCAGCGCUUCCUCACCAUCCCGCGACUGGAAGAGCUUUACAACACGAGAUUGGGUCCACCAAAUACCUUACAUGUGAUCGUCAGAGAUGUAAAAAAGGGCAAUCUGCCACCGGAUUACCACAUCAGUCUCAUCGACAUUGGCUUGGUGCUAGAAUACCUCAUGGGAGGGGCGUAUCGCUGCAACUAUACGCGGAAAAGCUUCCGAACCCUGUACAACAAUUUGUUUGGACCAAAGAGGCCUAAAGCUCUUAAGCUUCUAGGGAUGGAGGAUGAUGAACCUCCGAGCAAAGGGGGGAAGAAGAAGAAGAAGAAAAAGGAGGAGGAGAUCGACAUUGACGUGGACGAUCCCGAGGUCAGCCGGUUCCAGUUCCCCUUCCACGAGCUCAUGGUGUGGGCAGUGCUGAUGAAGCGGCAAAAGAUGGCCCUCUUCCUUUGGCAGCGUGGAGAGGAAACCAUGGCCAAGGCUCUGGUGGCCUGCAAACUCUACAAAGCCAUGGCCCACGAGUCUUCGGAGAGCGAGCUGGUGGAUGACAUCUCUCAAGACCUGGACAACAACUCCAAGGAUUUUGGCCAGCUGGCCUUGGAGCUUCUGGAUCAGUCCUAUAAGCAUGAUGAACAAGUGGCCAUGAAGCUCUUGACUUACGAGCUGAAAAAUUGGAGCAACUCCACCUGUCUGAAACUUGCAGUGGCAGCAAAACACAGGGACUUCAUUGCACACACCUGCAGCCAGAUGUUAUUGACCGACAUGUGGAUGGGAAGGCUACGCAUGCGCAAGAACCCCGGCCUUAAGGUCAUCAUGGGGAUCCUUUUACCGCCCACCAUCCUGUUCCUGGAGUUUCGCACCCAAGAUGACUAUUCCUACCAAACGUCGAAGGAAAAUGAAGUUGGCAAAGAAAAAGAGGAGGAAAACGUGGAUGCGAAUGCUGAUACUGGUUCCCGAAAGGGAGAUGAAGAGGAUGGAAACAAAAAACAAAGGAGUCUUCCCAUUGGAACAAAGAUCUAUGAAUUCUAUAAUGCGCCAAUCGUGAAGUUCUGGUUUUACACAAUCUCCUACCUGGGCUACUUAAUGUUGUUCAACUACAUCAUCUUGGUACGGAUGGAUCGUUGGCCCUCGCUCCAGGAAUGGAUUGUCAUCUCAUACAUUGUGACUCUGGCUUUAGAGAAAGUAAGAGAGAUUUUGAUGUCAGAGCCGGGAAAACUAAGUCAGAAAAUAAAAGUGUGGCUCCAAGAAUAUUGGAACAUCACCGAUUUGGUUGCCAUUUCUGUGUUCAUCAUUGGGGCCAUUCUCCGUUUGCAAAACCAGCCUUACAUGGGUUAUGGGAGAGUGAUCUACUGUGUGGAUAUCAUUUUCUGGUACAUCCGAGUACUGGACAUCUUUGGUGUGAAUAAAUACCUGGGACCGUACGUCAUGAUGAUUGGGAAGAUGAUGAUUGAUAUGCUGUACUUCGUGGUGAUCAUGCUGGUGGUACUGAUGAGUUUCGGAGUCGCCCGCCAAGCCAUCCUGCAUCCCGACGAGGAGCCAACUUGGCGGCUGGCCCGUAACAUCUUCUACAUGCCCUACUGGAUGAUCUAUGGAGAGGUGUUUGCAGACCAGAUAGACCGUAAGAGCAGAGUUCAUACUCCUUGUGGGGAUAACCUUUAUGAUGAGGAUGGCAAACGGCUCCCUCCGUGUAUCCCUGGUGCCUGGUUGACUCCUGCCAUCAUGGCUUGCUACCUCUUGGUAGCGAACAUUCUCCUGGUCAACUUGCUGAUCGCCGUCUUCAACAACACCUUCUUUGAAGUGAAGUCCAUCUCCAACCAAGUCUGGAAGUUCCAGCGGUAUCAGCUGAUCAUGACCUUCCAUGACAGGCCGGUGCUUCCCCCGCCCAUGAUCAUCUUCAGUCACCUUUACAUUAUCAUCGUCCGCCUCUGCUGCCGCUGCAAGAAGCGGAAAGAAGGGGAUCAAGAUGAACGCGACCGAGGGCUGAAGCUGUUUCUAAAUGAUGAGGAGUUGAAAAAACUGUAUGAAUUUGAGGAACAAUGUGUUGAAGAAUAUUUCCGGGAAAAAGAAGAUGAAGAACAAUCAUCAAACGAUGAACGUAUCAGAGUUACUUCUGAAAGAGUUGAAAAUAUGGCUAUGAGAUUAGAAGAGGUGAAUGAAAGAGAACAUUUCAUGAAAGCUUCUCUUCAAACAGUUGACCUUCGACUUUCACAGCUGGAAGAGCUCUCCGGCCGAAUGGUGGAUGCACUGGAAAAAUUGGCGGGUAUUGACAAAGCAGAGCUGACUCACACGCGCUCCCGGGCAUCCUCUGAAUGUGAUGCUGCCUACCUUCUAAGGCAAAGCAGCGUGAACAGUUCUGACGGCUACAGCAUGUACAGGUACCCUGGCGAUGAGCUUGCCUACGAUGAGGUGCCCACCCCAAUGUCCCCAGCCUUGGCGUUGCGUAAAGCGGAUUCAAAGAUGCAGUUGUCUCCAGAACGCCAAGGAAGCCUCCACUCUGCCUCCAGUGCAAAUGCAGUGGCCUCUACCGAUCACAAUAAAAAUACCUUAGAUGUUGUGCCAGCUGUCUCUAGGCCUCGCUCUGGCUCAGGAGACAGGCAGGAGCGCUGCAAGAGCGAAGAGACAAUACCCCAGACCCUCAAUCCAACAGAUAAUGUUGUGAACGGACAGUCUGGAACCAGACCAGAUCUUCAAGGUGCUCAUUUAACCCUAGAAAGGACCAAAUUAGAGGCCACCAUCUCCUAUCCCCUGGACAAACCUAGAGCGAUGAAGUACUACCCUUCUGAAACGUUCAGUGCUUGUCAAGCAACCAUGAUGAAGUCAAGGAGCUAUAUAUUGGCACAAGGUGGAAAGAUGGCCGGGGGUGUUAACAACUGGACCGGCAUGGACCAAGGAUACAAGAGCAUCAUGGACCAAGUGUGCCCUUCUACCAUUGAGCAAUGGACUGCCGAGUGGAAGUACGAGGUUCAGCAGAAGCUGGCUAACGAGCCCCCUCCUGAAUAUCCUGGCAUCGUGUCCGAGGCGGAGAUGCAAGCCGAGCGGAAACAGCUGCUGACCGACACUGAGGAUGACAGCGAUGUUGGCGAUGUAACAGGACUCAGUGCCUCCCACCCUUCUUCACCUGUCACUCAAAGGAUGGACACAGACAACCAGCUGUUGGGGACGUCCGACAGGACUUGUGGGUUUCCAUCAGUACGGUCAAAAAGUUUACACAGCCAUUCUCGAAAAGCCAAGUCCACGAAGGACAAGCUCAGCAGACCGGGACAUGCCAGCAGCGUUAGCUGCCUAGCGGUGGCCUACGGAACUGUGAUGGAAGCACAGAAAACCCAUGCAGAAAACGCCUCCACGGAAACAGAAUGCUAACAUCGCCUUUUCUCACCAGACAGCAGCGGGAGAGAAGCACCUGGCGUGCUUGGCUAGGCCAGGACAGCGCGGAAAGGGAUGCACACUGACGUGGGAGCUUGUGCAUUUUGUUUUGCAGGGGUAUUCGUGCUGAACCUUCUUCAAAGCAAUUCCCGCUUCAGGUGAAAGGAAGGCGUCCUCCCUAAAAGUGGAUGCAACAGAAGGGCCUGAAAAUGUCUCAUGGAUUCUUUGAAUCACCAGGGCACCAAUUUU